AUGGCACUGGGCAGAGCAGGGCUCUAUAAGCUGGGAAAGUUCUAUCUGGUCAUCGAGGAGUUGAGCCAGCUGUUCCGAUCACUCGUCCCCAUCCAGCUGUGGUACAAAUACAUCAUGGGGGAUGACUCUUCCAACAGCUACUUCCUAGGAGGGGUCCUGAUUGUUCUCUACAGCCUCUGCAAGUCUUUCGACAUCUGUGGCCGUGUGGGCGGAGUCAGGAAAGCCCUGAAGCUUCUCUGCACCUCUCAGAAUUACGGAGUCCGGGCCACUGGGCAGCAAUGCACAGAAGCCGGCGAUAUCUGCGCCAUCUGCCAGGCUGAGUUCCGGGAGCCUCUGGUCCUCAUGUGCCAGCUGGAUAUGCAAAGGGCUUCCCCAGUCCCUUUCCUCCGUUGCUACUAUGGCUCCAGACGCCUCUCCACUUCCUUCUCGAAGCGCCAACUGCGGCCUUUCAAGCUCUGGGCUCCCCCUCAGGAAAAUGGGAACCAGCUUUCUCCAAGGACACAGGGUUUUCACCAACCUGCAGAAAUAAAGAUUUGUAUUUCGGGCCGGGACUUCUUUGUCCGUGUCCUCCCUGUGUCCACCACGCCCUUCAGACAAAGGUGGCUCCUGCCCCUGGGAUUCGACCUGCCCCGGAUGGGACCUCCAGGGGCCGGGCAGAGAGCGUCCCGAAGCACGCACCUCUCUUCGCCAGCGCCAGGGCUGCGCCGGCCCACGCGACAUCUGUCGCCCGCGCUCCCGGCUCACACCCUGCGCACCCCCGCAGCUCCCCUGGCGCUGUCACCCCCCACGCUCCGGCUGCCGCCUCUCUCCGCGGGCGCCGCGCCAGCUUCCCAGGGUGUCGGCGCACGGCGGGACUCGGCCAGGGCCGAGCGCUCGGCAUCUGUGGGGUCGUGGCACCCGGGGCAGCUGGCUUUCUCAGCUUCGACCUUCACCUUCCAGCCCUAG
Messenger RNA from Panthera uncia (snow leopard), 945 nucleotides. RefSeq lists its product as uncharacterized. NCBI's taxonomy places the organism in Eukaryota, Metazoa, Chordata, Mammalia, Carnivora, Felidae. Gene Ontology annotation, molecular function: ubiquitin protein ligase activity. The transcript is spliced from 7 exons. Gene Ontology annotation, biological process: positive regulation of ERAD pathway. The record is from RefSeq and is a predicted model, not a curated record. The coding region runs from base 1 to 945 and encodes 314 amino acids.